CCGCUCCUCUCCCGCGAGCACAGGGCCGGACCUCGCUGCUCUGAUCUCUCCGCCGUCCCGGGGCUCCAUGCCCGGCCAUGGUCGACAUUACCGGCAGCUGGAACCUGUCCUUCGCCGGCUGCGGCUUCCUGGGGAUUUACCACAUCGGGGUGGCCAGCUGCCUGCUGGAGAAGGCGCCCUACCUCCUGCGGGGGGCCACGCGGCUCUACGGGGCCUCCGCCGGCGCGCUGACCGCCUCUGUGCUCGCGAGCCAGGCGUGCAUAACUAAAUGUUGUGAGGAUGUUCUGGAGGUGGCCAAGGAGGCCAGGAAGAGGAACCUGGGCCCGCUCCACCCGACCUUCAACCUGGUCAAGGUGAUCCGGACCGGGCUGGACCGGGACCUGCCGGCCGACGCCCACCUGCGGGCCUCGGGCCGGCUCAGCGUGUCGCUCACCAGAGUGUCGGACGGGGAGAACGUCCUGGUGUCAGAGUUCAGCUCCAAGGAGGAGCUCAUUCAGGCUCUGAUCUGCAGCUGCUUCAUCCCAGUGUACUGUGGCCUCAUCCCCCCGUCCUUCAGAGGAGUGCGCUACGUGGACGGAGGCAUCAGCAACAACCUGCCGCAGUCGGAGCUGAAGAACACCAUCACCAUCUCGCCCUUCUCGGGGGAGUGUGACAUCUGCCCCCGAGACAACUCCACCAACUUCCACGAGCUGCGCUUCACCAACACCAGCAUCCAAAUGAACCUAGGCAACAUGUACCGCCUGAGCCGGGCGCUGUUUCCCCCCGAGCCCAAGGUCCUGGCUGAGAUGUGUCAGAGCGGUUAUAAGGAUGCUCUGCGCUUCCUGGAAGUAAACAACCUGCUGAUGCUGGACUCCCCGACCGCUGGCCCCGCCCCCCCAGAGAGCCCGCCCCCUUGCUGCUGCACGCACACGGAGACCACCCAGGAGUGGGUGCUGCGGAGGCUCCGCCUCCUGCGCAAACAGCACUGGUGGCUGGACGAGCAGCUGGUGCUGCCCACGCCCAUCAGGAAAGUGCUCUGCUCCGCGUGCCAGGACCAGUCCGGCCUGUACGCCAAGGUGUCCACCAUGCUGCCCGUGCGCGUGGCGUCCUACAUGCUCAUGCCCUACACGCUGCCCGUGCAGUCGGCCUACUCCGCGGCCCAGAGGUUCGUGGAGUGGAUCCCGGAGGUGCCGGCGGACAUGCGGUGGCUGCUGGGCGUGGCGGGUGACAUGUACCAACAGGCCCGGAGAGGAGCGCCGGCCAACGCCACCAGUGAGCCCGGCCUGAGGAAGUGCCUGAGCGCGCCGCCGCCGCCGCCCGGCUGCGACAAGUCGGUGCACCUGCCGGCGCUCUCCUCCCUGGACCUGCACGGCAGCUACUGGGAGAUCCCCAAAUCGACCUCCUCCUCUUCCUCCUCGCCCCACCACCCUCCUCACAUCGCCCCCUCGUCCCCGCAGCAGGUCUGCUUCUUCGUGGGCUCUCAGGACGACCCCCCCCCAGGGCCCCGCGCUGCAGUGACAGUGACGGGGGGACUCUGACCACCGGGCGCUCGACGCCUGAGCCCAUGAGCAGCGCUGCGUACGAGGAGGCGCAGAACACUCCUGCAGCGGGGCGCUCCGGACCGAGCGGGACCACGGAGCUGUUUCAGUGUGCAGGAAGGUGUCUGGCGUUGGGUAACCCUCCCUACAAGCAACAGGAAGUGAUGUCAUUAACUGAAGUGUCCUUGAGCCUGAGACGAUAUAUUGAGACGUGAUUUCGUCCCUUUUCUCACAGACAGCUCCCCCCAUUGUUUACCUUCUCGCCUCCUCGCUCCUCCUUUCUAAAAGGCCCUGUAGGAGCGAGGAGCCGCGUGCUGUUGGCUGUGGAGCCUCCAGAGGUCAUCGAUGUGUUGACCUCGUUCCUCAAGUUGUAAAUCAGUUUGAAGUUGUACUUUUUGCACUGUGAUGUUCUCUUGAGAUUAAACAUUUGAAAAAAAUAAA
Messenger RNA from Pseudoliparis swirei, 1958 nucleotides. RefSeq names its product patatin-like phospholipase domain containing 3 (gene pnpla3). The transcript is spliced from 9 exons. Bases 78 to 1517 code for a protein of 479 amino acids. Gene Ontology annotation, biological process: triglyceride catabolic process; lipid homeostasis; positive regulation of triglyceride catabolic process. Gene Ontology annotation, cellular component: membrane; cytoplasm; lipid droplet. The record is from RefSeq and is a predicted model, not a curated record. Gene Ontology annotation, molecular function: triacylglycerol lipase activity. NCBI's taxonomy places the organism in Eukaryota, Metazoa, Chordata, Actinopteri, Perciformes, Liparidae.